This is a messenger RNA of Carassius auratus (goldfish), 2305 nucleotides long. RefSeq names its product histone acetyltransferase KAT6A-like. Gene Ontology annotation, biological process: nucleosome assembly. The record is from RefSeq and is a predicted model, not a curated record. Gene Ontology annotation, cellular component: nucleosome. Gene Ontology annotation, molecular function: DNA binding. Lineage: Eukaryota; Metazoa; Chordata; Actinopteri; Cypriniformes; Cyprinidae. The coding region runs from base 647 to 2281 and encodes 544 amino acids. The transcript has 9 exons.
AUUCGCACUUUGCAGACGUUCCCUAAGCCCCUCCCCCACGCGCCAAGCUCCUGUUUCACUCAAAGAUGGCGUCCGCUCUGGAGCCACUGCUCUCUGGCUGUGUUUCUGGGCUUGUUGUUGUCUGUGUUUCGAGCGAGUUCCUGCGCCUUCUCUGCGUCCACUCGAGACAAAACCCCGGUUUCUGAAGAAUACAGCUCUGUAGGAUGAUGCUCAGCCCGCGCUGCUUUCUGGAGUAAGGGAUUUAUACUGGACUACUCGUUCCAACUGCACUAGGAGGUUCAAGCCAGACAGUAUUUACACACAUCCAUUUCCUUAUUCUCUACGAAGAUGCUCCAUCUAAACGGAUAACACUGACGGUCGGGAUCGAGGAUUGUACCAGACUAAACUCUACUUUCUCUCGGCUCUUUGCUUUGGUGUGGCAGCCCUUCAUAAGGAAGGGUCACUGGGGUCAACGGAUCUGUUUUAGGUUGGGGGGGGGGUUUUGGGAGCCUAUGCUAUGGUGAUCGUCUCGCUCUCUAACAGCUCCUGCUCAGGCACAGAGAGAGUCACAACACCUCCUCGGGACAAAGGAUAGAUGAGGCCACUGUGUGCUUCCUAACGGUUGUGAGCGUGUGUUGGGCCGUGGCCUAGCAGUAUUACAGCAGACAUGGUGAAGCUGGCCAACCCGUUGUACACCACCUGGAUCUUGGAAGCCAUUAAGAAGGUAAAAAAGCAAAAGCAGCGGCCGUCCGAAGAGCGCAUUUGCAAUGCUGUGUCGAUGUCCCACGGGCUUGACCGCAAGACGGUCCUGGAGCACCUUGAGCUCAGUGUUAAAGAUGGCUCUGUGCUCAAGGUGUGCAAUAAGGGGCUCAACUCCUACAAGGACCCUGAUAACCCUGGACGCUUGGGGUUUACCAAACCUCGGGCGGCGGGGAGCUCCAGCGCCUCCAGCUCUAGUAAGAAACCAGGUCUGGACUGGAACAAGCUCAUCAAGCGCUCUCUAGAAGGGCUUCACGAACCCGGCGGAUCCUCGCUGAAGAGCAUCGAACGCUUUCUGAAGUGCCAGGCGGAUGUUGCGGGUUAUCUGUCUGGAAGCGGCUCUAUGGGGCCGGGCCUUUUCCACCAGCAGCUCCGGGUGUCUCUGAAGCGGGCCGUUUCUCACGGACGGGUGGUAAAACAAGGGCCGCUCUUCCGCUUGGUGAGCAGGAGUUCUCAUAACGACGGGACGGGGUGCGUGUCUCUGGAUUCUCUGCCUCCGGUGCGUCUCCUGCCUCACGAACAAGAUCGGCCCGUGGCAGAGCCCAUACCCAUCUGUAGUUUCUGUUUGGGGACCAAUGAACAGAACCGUGACAAGAAACCUGAAGAGCUCAUCUCCUGUGCAGACUGCGGGAACAGCGGGCAUCCUUCCUGUCUGAAGUUCUCUCCAGAGCUCACCGCGCGGGUCAAGGCUCUCUGGUGGCAGUGCAUCGAGUGCAAAACCUGCAGCAGCUGCCAGGACCAAGGGAAAAACGCAGACAACAUGUUGUUCUGUGACUCCUGUGACCGAGGUUUCCACAUGGAGUGCUGUGACCCUCCACUGAUGCGAAUGCCAAAAGGUAUGUGGAUCUGUCAGAUCUGUCGGCCGAGAAAAAAGGGAAGAAAGCUCUUACAUGAAAAAGCAGCACAAAUCAAGCGGAGAUAUAAUGCACCACUCGGGCGACCGAAGGGCAGACGGGGCCGUCCCUUUAAGAAGCUUCGAGGAGGUGGGCGUGGCAGAAGAAGGCGGGGCACUGGAGGCGUCGACCAAUGCUCACAAGGCUCCUCCUCCCCACACUCGUCCUCCAGCUCCUCAUGUGAAGGCUAUCCCGGCGACGAUCGCAUGCUGUUCUCUCUCAGAGAAGACGACUCUGAGCACGGUGGCCUGCGUUUUAAUAAGAAAACAAAGGGUUUGAUCGACGCCCUCAGCAAGUUCUUCACACCGUCCCCGGAGGGACGGAAAGCCCGAGCUGAAGUGGUGGACUAUUCCCAGCAAUAUCGCAUACGCAAGAAGAGCAGCCGCAAGGGCGAGCAUGACGAGCGGACAGGAGACAAUCAGGAGUGUGGAGACAACUGGCAGGAGGACGAAGACAAACUGCCAGGACACGAAAACCUAACUGAGAAAGACGUGGAGCUCUUUAGACACAUUCAGGAACUGGCACUACAGAAAGUCGGGGUGACUGGUCCUCCGGAUCCACAAAUGCGCUGCCCAUCUGUUAUAGAGUUUGGGAAGUAUGAAAUUCAGACGUGGUACUCUUCUCCAUACCCACAGGAGUACAGCAGGUAAGCAACAGCACGUCAUAAAAAAACA